CAGAAUAGUCGUUCACUUGGAUUUUGAAGAUAAUUUAUCACAAGAAACAUUUUCUCAGGAACAGCUGGACCAAAAAAGCUAGUCAUAGCCAUGGCAGAGAGGAGGCGACCGGGCUACAGCGUGCACAGGAGCGUCCUGGAUGAAGGAGCAGUGGAGGAGAUGGCAGAAAAAUGUGAAACAAAAUCAUCUUUGUCUGAGAAGGUCAAGAAGUCUGUGAGGUGUUCUGGUCCCAGGAUGAAGAGCUGCCUGCUGGGUAGUGUCCCUGUGUUAUCGUGGCUGCCUCGAUACUCCCUCAGAGAAAAUGUGCUAGGGGACCUGAUCUCUGGGAUCAGUGUGGGCAUCAUGCAGCUGCCUCAAGGUAUGGCAUAUGCUCUGUUAGCGUCCGUUCCUCCAAUCUUCGGCCUUUACUCCUCCUUCUACCCGGUGCUGAUCUAUUUCAUCUUUGGCACAUCCAAGCACAUCUCUGUCGGAACAUAUGCAGUAAUGAGUGUGAUGAUAGGAGGGGUGAUAGAGCGAGUGGCCCCAGACUCCAACUUCAUGAUGUGGGACAAUGUGACGAACUCCACUACAGUGGAUAUCAUCACCAGGGACGCAGAGAGAGUCCGGGUGGCUGCAGCCGUCACUUUAUUAUCUGGGUUAUUUCAGAUUUUGCUUGGCCUGGUCCAGUUUGGCUUUGUUGUGACCUAUCUAUCUGAGCCGCUGGUUCGAGGUUACACCACGGGAGCUGCCAUUCACGUCAUCGUGUCCCAGCUCAAAUAUACCUUUGGUAUCAGCCCCGUGAGAUACAGUGGACCCUUCUCAUUGUUAUACACUGUGUUGGAGGUGUGUUAUCUCAUCCCAGAGACCAACAUUGGUACUCUUGUGGUCAGUAUCGUCGCUAUAAUUGGCCUCAUCCUUGCCAAGGAGCUCAAUGCAUUCUUGAGUAAAAAUCUUCCUAUCCCCAUACCUGUGGAACUGCUUGGUAUUGUCAUUGCGACUAUAAUCUCCUGGCAGGUGAACCUGAAUGAUAAAUAUGGAGUGGAUGUGGUGGGACUGAUUCCCUCUGGUCUCCAGCCUCCUGUCGUCCCAGAAGCCUCUCUGUUUGGUCAGGUGAUUGGGGAUGCCUUUGCUCUGGCUGUGGUUGGUUAUGGCAUUGCCAUCUCACUGGGACGAAUCUUUGCCCUCAAAUAUGGAUACAAAGUGGACAGCAACCAGGAACUAAUCGCACUGGGUCUGAGUAACUCUGUCGGAGGAUUUUUCCAGUGUUUUGCCAUCAGUUGCUCCAUGUCUCGAACCAUGGUUCAGGAGAGCACAGGGGGGAAGACUCAGGUUGCUGGAGCUCUAUCAGCAAUAGUUAUCCUUUUCAUCACACUCUGGAUUGGAAGAUUCUUUGAAGAACUGCCCAAGGCAAUGCUGGCUGCCAUCAUCUAUGUCAACCUCCAUGGCAUGAUGAAGCAAUUCUUGGACAUCCCUGCACUGUGGAAGAGCAACAAGAUAGACAUGGUGAUCUGGGUGGUCACCUUCAUCCUCACUGUUCUGUUCAACCCUGACCUGGGUCUGGCGGCUUCCAUCGGUUUCUCCAUGCUCACUGUCAUCUUCAGGACACAACUACCAAAAUACUCCCUAUUAGGGCAGGUCCCAGACACUGACAUUUACAGGCCGCUGGAGGACUACAAUCAGGUGAGGAAGGUGCCAGGGAUUUUGAUCUUCCGCUCCUCUGCAACCCUCUACUUUGCUAAUGCUGAGAUGUAUCAAGACGCCCUGGGAAGGAAGUCUGGCAUUGACAUCACUAAGAUCCUUUCAGCGAAGAAGAAACUUGAGGCUAAAAGGAAGAGGCAUGAAAAGAAAAAUGACAAAAAAGCAAAGAAGGACGCCAAGUGGGCCAACAAAGUGGGCAUGCAGGGGGAGCCAGAGAGGGAGGUGGAGAAGAACAUUGCUAUUAUUGAGAUGCAUCCUGAGCCCGACCCCUCUCUCCCGAGAGCCAUCGUCCUUGACCUCAGCCCUGUUAACUUCCUGGAUACUGUGGGGGUCAAGACAAUACGCAGUAUCCACAAAGACUACGGGCAGAUUGGUGUCGAGGUGGUUCUCGCGUGCUGCCAGACCGGUGUGGUGGACAACCUGCAGGCCGGGGGUUUCUUUAAUGACAAAGUGACAAAGUCGUGUCUCUUCUCCACCGUCCAUGAUGCUGUUCUGCACUGUCAGUCCUUCAUUACACAGAGCCGAGGAGAAGCAUUGUACGAGGAGAUCACAGGGACACAUUUCUGAGUCCUGAGAGGAACGGCGGAGGACAUCAUGAAGCGUACAUGGUCUGCAUGGGGAUUUACCCUGAGCUUCUGAUCACUGGAACUUCUUUCAGUAACACACAGAAACAAAAUACUUGAACAAAAAUAAAAUGAACAAAAUGUGAAGACCAGCUACAGUCUUGUAGCUGUAAUAUGCCAUCUUAAAUUAUACGACUCUGGCUAACUGUGUGAGCUAUUCUUUUUUUAAUUAAGUUAUUGUGCUGCUUUUUAACAUACAAUAAUCUGAAAAUGAAUACCUGCAUUUCUAAGAAUCUAAACAUCUGCUGAUGUUGAUGUACUUCAAUGAAAAAUAAAUGCUUUUAUUUAGUCA
Messenger RNA from Labrus mixtus (cuckoo wrasse), 2592 nucleotides. It is a transcript of the gene slc26a6.2, whose product is annotated as solute carrier family 26 member 6. Gene Ontology annotation, molecular function: bicarbonate transmembrane transporter activity; secondary active sulfate transmembrane transporter activity; chloride transmembrane transporter activity. The record is from RefSeq and is a predicted model, not a curated record. Gene Ontology annotation, biological process: transmembrane transport. The coding region runs from base 91 to 2244 and encodes 717 amino acids. The transcript has 20 exons. NCBI's taxonomy places the organism in Eukaryota, Metazoa, Chordata, Actinopteri, Labriformes, Labridae. Gene Ontology annotation, cellular component: membrane.